AUGAACCAAAAUAAACCAAACCAACAGCAUAUCCUACAGAGUCAAUCAAGAAUCAACAGAAUAAAUGAACUGUACAAAAAUAAAACUGCUUCGAAGACACAGGACAGUAAAGUAAAUGCAAGUAAGCAAAGUGCAGUAAAGAAUCCAUUUGUCUCCACACCGGUUUCCAAUGAUGAACCUUACGAAUCGAGUGAAUCCGAUAUGGAUGAAUUACAAUAUACGCCAAAAUUAAAAUCAAGAUAUAAUGUUAGGACCAAUAAUGCAUCCCCAUCGCCUACGGAGAAGGAUUCAUUAUUAUUCAAAGUGAAAGCAACAUCUAAACCAAGAGUACGAAAAACAUCGUCCACAAAAGUCAUAUUAGGUGAUCCACUGCCGUUACCUUACGAUACACACAGAAUAACGAAUAACAAAGGGGACGUUACAACAGUGGAUGGUAAACGUAAAUUAAUGGAGAGUAAGUGGCGUAAUUUAAUGGUAAACUCCAAGGAAAACGUGAGGUCUAAAUUCAAUGAACAAAGGUCGUUUUCAGAGGGAGGUAAGAAACCAAAAGAGAACCAAAGAAUAUCAUCAGUGAGAUUUAUGCCGGUAGCGAAUGAACAUACUACGUUACUAGAAUUAAAGAACAAACUCAUUGCUAACGGACAUAAAUUAGACUCUAUUAUUCAAGCAUUGAACUCUCAAGAGAAAAAACAGCAUCUAGAGCACACAAAGAACAUUAAGCCUUCAAAAUAUGAUUAUAAAGAAAUAGUAAAUAGUUUACUAUGGGCCAUUUGUAUUAUUAUUUUAACUAUUUGUAAUCUAUACGUAUAUAAAUAUUUGUAA
Molecule: messenger RNA, 822 nt
Organism: Tetrapisispora phaffii CBS 4417
Lineage: Eukaryota; Fungi; Ascomycota; Saccharomycetes; Saccharomycetales; Saccharomycetaceae
Gene: KAR1
Product: Kar1p
Exons: 1
Coding region: 1-822 (273 amino acids)
Source: RefSeq, a predicted model, not a curated record